Messenger RNA from Girardinichthys multiradiatus, 5258 nucleotides. RefSeq lists its product as uncharacterized. Lineage: Eukaryota; Metazoa; Chordata; Actinopteri; Cyprinodontiformes; Goodeidae. Bases 110 to 4177 code for a protein of 1355 amino acids. The transcript is spliced from 13 exons. The record is from RefSeq and is a predicted model, not a curated record.
ACCACGAAGAAAAAGAAGAAGAGAAAAAUCAUUGCACGGGUUAUUCGCAGGUCUCAUCCUUAAAGAAAUAAGAGACUCCAAGCAACAAACUAGAUGGUUAUGGAAAACAAUGGACAACUCUGCUGCAAAUAAGAACCACACACAGUGUCCAACAUGGUUGAACCACAGUGGCUGGCCCACAACUUCAUCUCAAGGACUUUCAAUGAACCUCCACACCAGCUCGCAAACUCUCGGUCUGGGUUCUACCUCUGAUCAGAGACCGUUGUUCGGCCACUUGGAGACGUCCAACCAGAGCUCUAUGAGCUCUAUGAACAGCUUGUCCUCCAGAAACAACAGCCUCUUGAAGGCUUCCAACAUGAACAGCAUUUUUUCAUCCAACUCAAUUUUUCAAAGCUCUCCUAUCACUAGUGCUUCUCAUGGGAUGACCUUUGUUCCGCCUUCUCCUUACACAUCUUCAGGGUUGGCUGCAACAAACCAAGCGAAAACAAUUCCAGCUUCAGCUCUUUCCCAACAAAACCAGGGUCCGCAGCCUUGUCGGGUCCAGAAUAUACCUCCUCAGGCAGCCAAUUACAAACUGUUUCACAAUCAGUUACCUGGUCAUGGCUUAUCACAUGGACUUCAAGAUCAGUCCUUUGGUCUUUCAUCAUGUGGACCAAAUGUCAGCAUGUCUCCAGCAACAUUUGGGGGGCAAAUUAAUGACAAUAGACACCAAAACACCUUUAAAUCACCCAUUUCCAUGGGGCAGCAUCAGUGGGGACCUUCAUUUAGUGGUGGAGGAACAGUCACCGGUGUAGAUGGUCAUGUCAACAAAGCGCCGUCGCAGGAGAAAUGUUUUCCUUCUUCGACUGAAAGCGACAAACGACGCUCUUUAAUUUUAAAUCAGCGUGCACAGCUGCUCAAACAACUGGAAAACAUUGAUAAACUUCUUGAAUCAUUGCCUUCAGAUGACAGCAAUGAAGAGGAGCCUUCAAACAAUGAUGUUCAGUCUCCACUUGCAGAAAAUUGUUCUUCGCCCUCAUUCUGCGAUAAACAAAGUUUGUCAGACUCACCAGGAUCCCCGGGAUUCCCAGGGUCACCGGGGUCACCAGCUGAGUCCAGGGAAAUGGAUAAAAGUUGCAGUGGGUCAGAGGCUAAUGCUGGCGGCGACUCUGAUUAUGUGCCUCAAAGUGAAGUCAGUUUUUCAGAUUCCGAGUCUGAGGAUCGUCCCAGUCGGAGCUGUCCAUCGAGUCCCACAAAUGACACGCGGAAGGAGAAGGAACAAUCUGAGGAUGAUUUGUCAGAGGAAGAAAAUGCCACUUAUCCUAAAAAGACAUUUGAAAAUAACCAGAUGUCGAAAUCUGGAACGGUGGUGGUACAAACAUCUAAAACAAAAGAGAAACAUCGUAGCAGCAAGCUAAAUUACUGUUUGUUUUGUGCAAAACCAAUGACCAGAAUGGCAAGGCAUCUUACGAGAAUCCACAGCGACAGAGUCGAGGUUGCCAUUGCAUUUCAGUACCCUGCGAAUUCAAAGGAAAGGAAAAAGAUAUGGCAACAACUAAUAAACGACGGAAACUUCAAACACAACAAAAACGUUUUAAAAACAGGAAACGGACAACUUGCUGUACGUUUAAGACCUAGUAAUCCAAGCAAAGCAAUAGAUUUUGUUCAUUGUAUCUACUGUCAUGGUCUGUUUAGAAAAAAAUCAAUGUUUAUACAUAUAAAAAGAUGCAAAGAAAAAGUCAAGAAAGAAGAUAAACCACAGGAGGGACCGAAGCGAAUCGUAUCAGUAUGUGCGCUUUUGACUAAAAGUUGUGAGGGUUUAAGUGAGGAUUUUAAGACCCUCCUUGGCGAGAUGGUCUAUGACGAGGUGUCAGAAACUGUCAUGGAAGACCAAAUCAUAUUGCAGUUUGGAGAGCAGAUGUUUAAUGAGUAUAGUCGUGAUGCAAAGAAGCAUGAAUACAUAAGACAAAACCUUCGACACGUUGCAAGACUGCUGCUCGAGGCUCAAAAGUCAACCCCUAUGCAGAGUUUGGAGGAUUUCUUUAACCCUGCUAACUUUAAACAUGUGGUGUCUGCUGUGAAGGUGCUGGCAGGCUAUGACCCAGAAAAAAAACAGUAUGCCAGGGCAUCACUUGCCCUCAAGCUUGGUUACCACCUUAAGAAGAUCUGCGGCAUUGUCGAGUGCAACGCCCGGAGCUCUGACGAGACUAAAGUGGUAGAGGCUUGCAAAAUAUUUCUCUCCAUGUAUCACAAAAAAUGGACUAAGCGUGUCACUUCAUGUGCGUUAUCAAAUAUCAAAGCCAUUCAGAGGAAAAAAGCUAAUGAGGUGCCAUCUGUUCAAGACGUGAAACGUCUGCAUUAUCACUUGGAAGCGGCUCACCACGCUGUUGAGAAGAAGCUUCAGGAGAACGUUUGUUUGGAAAACUUCUCAGCUCUGGCCAAGGUGGUUCUGGCCCGGACAAUUCUUUUCAACAGGAGACUUCCUGGAGAGGUCGGGUCAAUUUUAGUGACAGAUUUCAAGUCACGGGUGCAAUCAGAUGUUUGCGAUGACAUGGACGUAUCCGUCUCGAAGCUGGAAAGGAAACUGUGUGGUUUGUUCAGUAGAGUCAACAUCAGAGGGAGCUGUGGGAGAAAGGUCCCCAUCAUUCUUAAACCCUCGCUUGAGUCAUCUAUAGAGCUUCUGAUUAAUGUUCGGGAAGCUUGCGGGAUUUUCAGCAACAACCCAUAUGUGUUUGCCCGACAAUUUGCGCUAUCUCCUCAUAGAGGAUCGUGUUGCAUUCAGAUGUAUGCCAAAGAGUGUGGAGCAGAAGACCCUGCAGCCCUCAGAGUGCUAAAGAUCCGGAAGCAUUUUACAACAGUGCUGCAGCUGCUUAACCUGGACGAAGAAGAGGUCAGACAGGUUUUAGGCCCCAGCAGUGACAUCCAAAUGCUGCGACAAGUCAACGACACAAUGUGUGAUGAUACCAUCAUGGAGUCUGGAGGACCACUUCAAUUUUAUCAGCAGCGCAGAGGAGCGACUGGCUGCAGUACGGCUGACGCAGUGAAGAAAUUGAGGAGAGAAGCACUGCACAGCAAAGCCAAACUUCCAUGGAACAAAGCAGAGAUUCAUGCCAUAGAAAAACACUUGAUGAGUUUCAUCAAGAAGCACAAAAUCCCUCAAAAAGACGACUGUGUUCGCUGCCUUGAGGCCGAGCCGCAUGCACUGAGGAAACGUUCGUGGAAAGGUGUGAAGGACUACGUCAGAAACCGGAUCACAACUCUGCAAAGACAAGCCGACUCUUCCAAAGGACCAUCAAAAAGCAGUAUCAGAACCAGCAAAGAUAAACCACAGCAGAGUUCUGCAACGUUGCAGCUUUCGGAUGGAGAGAAGGAAGCCAGAGAGAAUCCCAGUUCUGGUCCCACUUCAUGUCCCAGUUCAUCUUCUGUUCCUUCUAGGUCUCAGAAAGAAAAAGACUUGCGCCACAAAACCAAGCCUAAAUGGGCCGAGUCAGAGGUUGGUGCCGUUGAAAAGCAUCUGAUGCAUUUUAUUGAAGAGCACAAGCUGCCCCAGAAAGAAGACUGUGUCCGGUGCCUCGAAGCGGAGCCGCAUGCGCUGAGGAACCGUUCCUGGAAAGUUGUAAAGGAUUACGUCAGGAACAGGAUCACAGCUCUGCAAAGACAGAGUGGCUUUUCCAAAGAUUCAUCAAACACCAAGAGCAAGCCCAGGCAGGAGAAAUCACAGAGCUCUGAUAGUUUCCAGUCUCCAAAUGGAGAACAAGCUGCCCCCGAGCUUCAAAAUGUGGUCUCCAGCUGCAUGUUUAGUUCUUCAAAUCUUUUUCAACCUCAAACUUAUGGAGUAACUACAAGCUGCAGCAUGAGCACUCCUCCUAAGUCUGGCAGAUCAAAACAAAAAGCCCCUGCAGGUUUGCUUACGAAAUCCAAGCAUACGUGGAACGAAGCAGAGGUCCAAGCCGUGGAAAAACACCUGAUGGGUUUCAUCACAAAGCAAAAACUGCCUCAGAAAGAUGACUGUGUUCGGUGCCUCGACGCCGAGCCACAUGCUCUGAGGAACCGAUCUUGGAAGGGUGUGAAGGACUAUGUCAGGAACAGAAUCACUACUCUACAAAGACACAGUGGCUUUUCAAAGCCUGCUUCAAAAAGCAACAGAUCCAGGCAGGACAAACCGAAGCAGAGUUCUGGACGUUACCACCAGUUGUAGGUGUACCUGGGUGUCCAAAACUAUGCCUGGAAGUUUGUCUCCAUGAUCCAUUCUUGCUGACUUAUAUAGGUACUUUUGUUGCAUUUGUAUAUUCUGUAUCUAAUUAACCUCAACUUGUUUAAUAACUCCCUUAUUUAGGACAGCUGCAAAAAAAAUCGGAUAAUUGUUUUCGGGGUUUCCAAACCCAGUCCUCGAUAGCUUCUCCUGCAACUUUCAGAUUCAUCUCUGCUCUAACACACCUGAAUCAAAUGGCUGUAUGACCUCUUCAGCUUGCCAUCCAGUUCUGCCAUGUGUGCAUCAGCGAGUAAAGUCAUCUGCUCCGAUUUCUGCAGAGGCCUGGUACCGAGUCAUUCAUUAGACUCGGAUGUGUUGCUCUAAAGGUCGCAGGACUUCUUGAGGACUGGAGUUGGAUACCUCUGGUUUAAACGUGUUUUUGUUUCUUUACUAGAUACCUGCAGAUGUUUGAUCACUGUAUUUUUAUUUUUUUUUAGCAUUUUGUAUUAAAUUAAAGCUUUUAUAAAAAAAGAUUAUGUGAAUAUAUUCUGUAUGUACAUUUUGUUUUUUUAAGUUUCUCAUGUAUGGCACAGUGAGGUUGUCCUGUUUGACCAUGUAACAUUGUGGGUUUUUUUUUUUAUUUUGUUAGAAUUUACUUACGAAACCCAGAUUCAAUAAUAAUGUAAAAGUUUGUGAACUCAAAGAAGAGUCAUUAUUCCAGAAAUGACCUGAAAGCACAUUGUCUUGUAUUGAUCCCUGUGACCCAGGUCACUUGGGUACCUGUGUUGAAGAGGAAAUGUGCUGUUAGUGGGUAUGUAUUUUUUUGCAUUAAACAUGCAAAUACGUUUUCACCAAUAUAUAUGUAGUGUUUUUUUGUUUUUUUUUUAAACAUAGAAUAAAAUAAUGCAGGUAUCAAAAACGAAGUCAGAUUUUUAUUUAAAAUGUCCUGGGAUUUAAGUAUUCAACCAAAGGAAUCUUUAAAUCCUGCAGGGUACUUUUUGGUUUUAAUUAUUUUUUUUCUUGAGGUUAAAUUGUUGGAAUCCUAUAAUGACCAUUUGUGAAAUAAAUAUCCACAUACCAACUACAA